Aspergillus ibericus CBS 121593 is the source of this 3001-nucleotide messenger RNA. Its product is annotated as Rad4 family protein. Gene Ontology annotation, biological process: mismatch repair; nucleotide-excision repair. The coding region runs from base 79 to 2865 and encodes 928 amino acids. The transcript has a single exon. The record is from RefSeq and is a predicted model, not a curated record. Gene Ontology annotation, cellular component: cytoplasm; nucleotide-excision repair factor 2 complex; nucleus. NCBI's taxonomy places the organism in Eukaryota, Fungi, Ascomycota, Eurotiomycetes, Eurotiales, Aspergillaceae. Gene Ontology annotation, molecular function: single-stranded DNA binding; damaged DNA binding.
CAACUUUUCACUCCAACAACCUUUCCUCGUGUCUUCGCUUUUACCUCUUUCUUCCAGCUCAAUUCAAUCUCUGCGUGUAUGCCCCCCUUCGUCCCCCGCAAGCGUCUCUCCUCCGAGGAUCCGCCCGCUGCCAAACGUCAUCAUGCGACGCCCUCCAUCGCCGCCGUCGUCCCCGACACCGACUCCGAAUCUUCCCUAAGCGAUGUGCCAGAGGAGAUUGCUCAGGGAGACAAUGGAUCUGAAGAAAGCAGCGACUCCGAGGAGGUGGACUGGGAGGACGCCAUCGAGUCCAAUCCUGCUAGCGCCACCCCAAUGACGCCUUCCAUCCUCACGCGCGACCAGCACCAGGAUCUCGAGUUGACCCUAGACAAGAACGAGAUCCAUCUGUCCGACCUUCUCGAAGGCAAAAAAGCCCCGUCCAAGAUUGAACGCCAGAUCCGCAUCCAGACCCAUUGUUUGCAUGUGCAGUUUCUGCUUCAUCACAACGCCAUUCGCAAUGCCUGGGCCAACGACUCGCAGGUCCACGAGAUCCUCCGUCGCAAACUCUUCCCACCUAUUCGCGAGGAAGUGAAGAAAUGGCGCAUCGCAUCCGGACUCGAAAUACCAGAACCACCGCCCGCGAAAAAGUCGAAGAAAGGCAAAGGGAAACAGCGUCGCCAGUCUGACCGGGAUUGGGCUGAAGGCUCGUCGCGUAUGGAACCUGGGAAACCUGAUAUGAGCGGCGGAGAUCCUAUCAUCCUCCUCCUCAAAGUCCUGGUCGCCUACUGGAAGAGCCGGUUCAAGAUCACCGCUCCAGGCCUACGGAAACACGGGUACCGCCCCAUGGCGCAACUGGAGGCUCAGAUUACCUCCUUCCACAAGGACGACCACGACCCUGAGAAACACGGGGAGAGGAUCGCUGGUAUCGAAGAGUUCCGGCAGGCUGCAGAGAACAUGCAGGGCUCGCGAGAUGUAGGCGCCCAGCUGUUCACCGCGCUGCUGCGUGCUCUCGACAUUGAAGCCCGACUGGUCGCCAGUCUGCAGCCCCUGGGUUUCGGCUGGACCAAGUCCGAGACCUACACGACCAAAGCGCGCGCAGACACGGAGCCUACGACGGAGAAUGCAGAGACCGAAGACGCGGUUGAUUCCGAGUCCGACAGCAGUGAAGACGCCAACCCCCGCAGCAAGAAUCCCCGUGGAUACGACAAGGACCCGCCCUUCCCCAUCUACUGGACCGAGGUGGCCUCGCCCAUCACUCAUCAGAUCAUCCCCGUCGACCCGCUGGUCCUCCGCAACCCGGUAGCCACCACACCCGACCUACAGGCGGCCUUUGAGCCGCGCGGUGUCAAAGCUGAAAAAGCCAAGCAAGUCAUCUGCUACGUCAUCGCGUACUCCGCAGACAAGACCGCCAAAGAUGUCACCACGCGCUAUCUCCGACGCCGCACCUGGCCGGGGAAGACCAAGGGCUACCGAAUGCCCGUCGAGAAGAUCCCCGUACCAGGGCGCAAAGGCCAGUUCUACGAAAUCGACUGGUUCCGCGUGAUCUUUCGCGUCUACCAACGCGCCCCUUCCCAGCGCACCACCGUCGACGAGAUCGAAGACGCCAAGGACCUCCUCCCCAACCAGCCGGAACGCAAAGCCGCCAAAGAAGGCGACACCCUGCAAAGUCUACGCACAUCCACCGAGUUCGUCCUCGAACGCUUCCUCCGCCGCGAAGAAGCCCUCAAACCCGGCGCCCAGCACGUCCGCACCUUCACCACCGGCAAGGGCGCCAAAGCCAAAGAAGAAAAAGUCUUCCGACGCAAAGACGUCCUGAAAUGCCAAUCCGCCGAAAGCUGGCACAAAGAAGGCCGCCAAAUCAAACCCGGCGAACCCCCACUGAAACACGUCCCCAUCCGCGCCGUCACGCUCCUCCGCAAGCGCGAAGUCGAUGAAUUCGAGCGCGAAAACGGCCAAAAGCCCAAACAGGGACUCUACGCCAAACACCAAACCGAAUACAUCAUCCCACCCCCGAUCCGCGACGGCAUCAUCCCCAAAAACGACUACGGCAACAUCGACUGCUUCGUCCCGAGCAUGGUCCCGCGCGGCGCCGCCCACAUCCCCUGGCCCGGCACCGUCCGCGUCUGCAAGAAACUCGGCAUCGACUACGCCGAAGCCGUCACGGGCUUCGAGUUCGGUUCCAAAAUGGCCGUCCCCGUCAUCCAAGGCGUCGUCGUCGCCGCCGAGAACGAGGCCCUCGUGAAAGACGCCUGGCGUGCCGACGACGCCGAGAAACGGAAGCGCGAACAACGCAAAGCAGAAGCACGUAUUCUCCAAACCUGGCGGAAGUUUCUCUUCGGGUUGCGCAUUGCGCAGCGCGUCCGCGACGAGUACGGUGGUUCGGGCGAUCAGGAGCGCGAUCUCCAUAACCCGUUUACGAAUCGUCGGGACCGGUUGCCUACAUCUAUACCUACCCCUCACCCAUCGGAGCAUGAUACCGACUCUGCCCAUCCAGGCGGAGGCUUCCCCCGCCCCGACGAAGACGAGAAUCCUACCGACCACGGUGGUGGAUUUCUCCUCCCGGGCGAAGACAAUAACGACUCCGCAGACCAAGGCGGUGGAUUCCUUCUCCCUGGCGAGGGCGAUGCUGCUGAUAAUGGGGGCUUGAUCGUGGAUCACCACGAACAUAACCAUUCCCGUUAUUUGCAACCACAGCAGCCACCCGCAUCGCAAACUCGGACUGCGAAUACCGAGAUUGAGGAUUCAGACGAUGAUGGUCCCAUCUCAUUGAGUUCCGACUCGGAUGAUCUGUCUUCCCCGCCAAUCGAGAUCCCGGAUUCGGAUGGUUCAGAGCCGGAGUAUGAGCCGCCGAGGACGCGGAGACGGAGACGACGUGGUGGUAGGUAGUUGUCUUUUCAUUUGGAGUUUUGUGUUGGUUUUUAGAGUUGGUCACUAUGUCUGGUGUUGGUGGUAUGUAUGAGGUAUAGAAUGGAACUUGGUAAUGGUAAUGAUAAGGAGAUAAUUAGAUAUGAUGAUAGUAUUA